This is a messenger RNA of Ruditapes philippinarum (Manila clam), 970 nucleotides long. Its product is annotated as protein furry homolog. Bases 65 to 760 code for a protein of 231 amino acids. Lineage: Eukaryota; Metazoa; Mollusca; Bivalvia; Venerida; Veneridae. The transcript has 6 exons. The record is from RefSeq and is a predicted model, not a curated record.
CUAUUUAUAUAUUUAGUUGGUUGGUAGUAGAGUGGUAGACAAACACAAGUAAAGUCUACUAGAGAUGCAGGAAUGUUUUGAGACCUACUGUAUGAGGAAAGACCAAGCUGAACAGAGUUUAGAAGAAAUCAAGGUAUCAAUUAAACAACAAUCACUUGGUGAUGGUGGAAGCUUUCCUAUACAAUGUAGUGAAGAACAGAAAUUAGAUCUGUGUCAAAAGUUAUAUAAACUAAUUUUCAAACUCGUUAUGCUGUUUGAAAGUUACAUCAAGCUACUAGAUUGUUUCAAACUUGUACAGACAGCCUCACAGGUGAAUGAUAUUUCUGGACAAGUUGAGAGUAUUAAAGGGGAAGUCACUGCUGCCAUGUCAGAGCUAGAGAAUGGCCAGGCAUCACCACUGAAUGUUGACUCCCCGAAACCUGUCACAAAACAAGAUGCAUUCUCCAGUCUUACAGAGUAUAUCAAAAGUCAACAAUACCAAAAAGCAAUACAGCUUGUCAGAUCUUUCAGGACAAUGUGGCCUGGUGACAUGUUUGGACAAUCACAGGAUGAUGACCUUGUUACCCUGCUCAAUGUGUUUUGUAUUGAAAUGGCUGAAAAGAAAACAGGUGUAUUUGUAUUAACAAAGGUGGAGUUUGAUAUUGGUUUGUUAUAUAGCCAGUUAUUGGACAUUAAUCAACAAAUUAGAAACUGGACUAUACCCUCUCCUCAACAGUCGUGCACAGGAAACAACGAUUUAUUGGACUCUAGUACAUUAUGAUAAUGUAACUGUAUUCUGAAUGUGACAAAAAACUACAAUUUAUUGAACUCAAGUAAAUAAUGAUGGUAGAAUGAAUUCUGAUCUGGACAGAAAACUAUAGUUUAUUGGACUUAAAUAAAUAAUGAUGGUAAAAUACUAUUCUGGUCAGGACAGAAAAUUACAAUUUAUUGGACUUGAGUAAAAAAUGAUGGAAUCACAAUAUUUAGUAUA